Schizosaccharomyces cryophilus OY26 is the source of this 1058-nucleotide messenger RNA. Its product is annotated as transcription factor TFIIH complex subunit Tfb5. The coding region runs from base 96 to 302 and encodes 68 amino acids. Lineage: Eukaryota; Fungi; Ascomycota; Schizosaccharomycetes; Schizosaccharomycetales; Schizosaccharomycetaceae. Gene Ontology annotation, biological process: nucleotide-excision repair, preincision complex assembly; nucleotide-excision repair; transcription by RNA polymerase II. The record is from RefSeq and is a predicted model, not a curated record. Gene Ontology annotation, cellular component: transcription factor TFIIH core complex; transcription factor TFIIH holo complex. The transcript has a single exon.
GUUUAUUAUGGACGACGAUACAUUCGGACCGGAAGUAUUUGCAUUCGUUUGGGGUACUUUUAAUUUUACACUUUACCAACCACGUUGUUACAUCCAUGCCGAGAGCACAGAAAGGAUUGUUGUUGGUGGAGUGCGACCCAACUGUUAAGCAACUCAUUCUUAACAUUGAUGAAAAGUCACCAGGCAUUGUUAUUGAAGAAAUUGACGAUGAGCGUCUGCUGGUGAACGAGCAUCGUCUUGAACAAAUCAAGGCCGAACUAGAGCGUCGCCUUGAAGAAAAUACUUAUCAAAUUGAAGAUUAAUUUUUUUGGUUUUUUAAAUGAGUGAUUUAAUCUUUUCAUUAUAUUAUCUAUUCUAUAAGGCAAACUUUCUGCGACCGACCAUUUGUAGUCGUUAAAAAAGUUAGCAAAACCUCUUGUUACUGUCCGAAUUUCUCAAAAGAUGGUUUAGUAUACUGUUCUCCACCUAAGAAAGGAUGUGGAUGCAUCAGGCAUCAGGCCAUGUCAAAGUCAAACCAAGUCAUGGGAACGCCAACUUUCUUACACUGCGUCAGCGGGGGCAUCGUUGUUUCCACCGGUCCCACCCAAUGUAGAGCUCGAAGUAAAUGCCUGGCCCUUGAUUCCUGCAAACGUGUAACAAAGACCUGUCAGACUCAAAACUACGCCAGCGGCGAUUAAACUGGUAGCUGAGAAAAUGCACCCCAAAAAGGUCACCAGUGCAAAAAUAGAAUAUAUAAGCUAUAAUUCCUCAUGUUAGUCAUUGGCACUUUGAACAGUACAGUACAGAAGGAAGCUUACCCCACGAUAAUAGUUGCUUUCAAAGAUACUCGUAAAUGCUUGAAAUUUCUCUGAAACCGGACAUAUGCGAGUCAAGAAGGGAAGUUCAAUAAAAAUCAACAUCACACCUUCCACGAUGGUUAAGGCCGAGAACAAGACUACUAGCGUAACAUGAAACAAGUUGACAAUUCCCAAUAUAAUACACACUUCAUCCAUAUGUUAGAAAGUAAAAUCAGAGAAAAGCAAAACAGUUGCGCAUUGCAAAGAAGUAUGAGCUAUAGC